AUGAAAACGCCCGUCUAUUCCCUGUUACCGCUUCUCUUGUCAUUAUCAAAUCUCGUCACCUCUGUAACAAUAGACUGUCAAAACAUCCGGGUCGACGGCAAGAAGUUUGACCUGUCGAAGCUCGCGGGCCGUCAUUCCGUCACUGUCCACGACACAUCGAGACCGCCUGCGGAAUACAACACCACAUGGACCAUUAACCUUUGCGCGCCGUUGAAGAAGCUGGAGGGUAUAAGAGACCAGGAUCAAUGUCCCGGGGGAACUCGAGUAUGCGGUGUCGUCCAAUCCUGGAACCCUGCCGAUGAUCCGGACAAGAAACACGUCCAAGUCGAGAAUGUGAUUCCCAUUGCGGGGAACUUCGAAUCCAGCACGGGUGCCGGUCUGGAUCCCAAGGUGACCAGGUUGAAAACGCAAGAUUCAAACUCGGACGGUCUCCAGAUUGAGCUGAAUGGCGGCAAUUACAACAAAAUGAAGCAAAAGGCAGUGGUGCAAUUGACGUGUGACAAGGAUCGGAGCGGGAACGAAGAGAAGAAGAAGCGCGAUGACCAGGACAAGGACAAGGACAAAGACAAGGAAGAGCAGCCGAGCACCUCGAGCUUGACGUUUGUGAGCUACGGGCCGGUCGAGGGAAAGGACAAGAUAGAGGUUCUGAGGCUCGACUGGCGGACAAAGUAUGCUUGCGAGGACUACGCCGACAGCGACGAAGCGAGGAGGAGCGGAUGGGGUUUCUUCACCUGGUUUAUCCUGCUUGCCUUCCUCGGCAUCGCCGCCUACCUUAUCUUCGGCUCCUGGCUGAACUACAACCGCUACGGCGCUCGGGGCUGGGACCUGCUCCCGCACGGCGACACGAUCCGCGACAUUCCCUACCUCUUCAAGGACUGGUCGAGAAAGGUGAUUGAUACCGUGUCCGGAGGCGGUUCUAGAGGCGGGUAUAGCGCUGUAUAA
Fonsecaea nubica is the source of this 942-nucleotide messenger RNA. RefSeq lists its product as hypothetical. The coding region runs from base 1 to 942 and encodes 313 amino acids. The transcript has 3 exons. NCBI's taxonomy places the organism in Eukaryota, Fungi, Ascomycota, Eurotiomycetes, Chaetothyriales, Herpotrichiellaceae. The record is from RefSeq and is a predicted model, not a curated record.